UUUUAUCAACCAGGCAAGGCUUCUCUUGUAUUGCAAAAAUACUGGAGAAGCCCGUGCGCUACUGCACUUUAUGCUUGAAAAGGUGUUUUGCAACGAUGUCACCACACUUCAACGGAAGCUUCAUAUUCCGUACUUCAUACGGCAACAACAGCAAUUUCAUCGAUGACGAGCAAGCUACGGAACAGGCAUCUUCAUCGUCCGAUUCCACAUUCACAUUGCCUCUCAUAGUUGUGGGGAUAUUUGUCACGGCAGUUCUCAUUGUUCACUUCAUUGUGAGUUACAUAUACCGGUCACGUCCCCGACUAGACGAAGACAAUGUUCUUCGGUUGAAACACCAGCAAUCCGGUGACAUCCCUCGCGGCGUCGAAUCCAGAAACACCACUUGCUCGAAUACUAUGUUGACUAAUGUAAUAACGCACGUGGAAAUACGAGAUCAAAUAAUUGGCGAGGACGUUAAUCUAUCAAACGGGAAUUUGUGGUCAAAAUGUGCCCAACCAGCUGUUUUGCCUAGAGAUGUUAUCGAUUCCGAUCCGACCAUUCGUUGUCACGGAGAUUUUAUCAUCGGAUCACCUGCUGUGCAAUCACUACGAAGUACGUGUUUACACUUGAGGCGUCCAACCCCACCCGACUCGACGAAAAUAAAAGCAAAACCUAAUUUAUUUUGUGAAAAACAACCUUACAAGAAAAACAAUUCUUUUGAAUUUAGUCGGACCUCGUUAGCAAACGUAUCAAGUCCCCUAGGUAAUAACACGCGCAGUACGCCAACUAUGUAUUACAUUGAAGGCAGCGGCAGUCCUCCGACAUUUCCAUACAUAUGUAAUGACAGUAGACAGAACGAUAAAGAGCUCUAUUCUUCAUCUGUGCUGACGUCAUUGGUUCAGUCACCUCACAACAGUCGAAUGAUAUCUAGAGACGGUGCAUGUUCAUUUCUGGGCUCUGGGCUCGAUUUCGAUUUCGGUGCCAGUGUCGGCUUCUCUGGACAAAUCGCCUCUUCUGAUCACUGCACCUCGUUUCAAGAAGAAUGCGUGGAAGACGAUACUGAAUCUGACGAUUUUGGCGCUUCUCAAUUAUCCUUUUCGUGGGAUUGGGAUAGCAUUACAGCAGAUUAGCUGUCACAUAACUUUGAAUAUGUUGACAAAAACCUUAUUCCCAC
Saccoglossus kowalevskii is the source of this 1153-nucleotide messenger RNA. RefSeq lists its product as uncharacterized. NCBI's taxonomy places the organism in Eukaryota, Metazoa, Hemichordata, Enteropneusta, Harrimaniidae. The record is from RefSeq and is a predicted model, not a curated record.